Messenger RNA from Phalaenopsis equestris, 1356 nucleotides. RefSeq lists its product as uncharacterized. Bases 270 to 983 code for a protein of 237 amino acids. Lineage: Eukaryota; Viridiplantae; Streptophyta; Magnoliopsida; Asparagales; Orchidaceae. Gene Ontology annotation, biological process: cytokinin biosynthetic process. The transcript is spliced from 3 exons. The record is from RefSeq and is a predicted model, not a curated record.
CAAAUUCAUACACGUAUUUUCUGUUUCAGCUUCUAGUCCCCACGGGAUUCCAGAGCUGUAAUGAAGCUGUAUCGCGUACAGUUCGCCACGCUGUAUUGCAUGUGAAUUGUGUAUAGUCUUUCUCUCUCCUUCUAUAUAGAGAGAGAGAGAGAAUCGGAGGAUCGCUUCCCAACAACAACAGCAACAACAAAACCAACACGACCCAAAUGUGCAACUGGCAGUUUUAAUUUCAUCCACAGCGAGGAAACCGAGAUGGUGUUGUUCCAGGAAUGGAUCGGGUAAAGGACAAGAUGGGUCUGAGAUUUGGGUGCGGAACAAUUCUUCUUUUUCUGCGCAAAGCUCCCAUCUUUUCCUCCUCCUGCUUUUCCUACUUCUACCAUUCACCUGCCUCACGGAGAAAAAGAAGCAUUCGACUUGAGAUCUUGAUGGAGAAAGUUGAGGACUUGGAGAAGUUUGUGGAAGAUGGAGAUCAGAAGGGCUUCUCUGAAUGCAGCAGUGGAUGCCAAUCUGGCUGGACUCUGUACCUUUGCCACUCACAUGACGACAGCCUCACUACCCGCUACUCUCCUCCUCCCAGAAAAGAAGUCUCUGUUCAUGAAGAUGAAGAAGACGACCUGUCAAUGCUUUCAGAUGCGUCUUCUGGACCUCCACAUGCCACGGAAGAAGAGUGCUUCAACUUUUAUUAUUCUUCUGAUAAUGGAGAUGGCUGUCUCACUACAUUUGCUAGGAAUGGGAUCUGUAAGAGAAGAAAGGCUGUAGAAGAUAACCGCCAGAAGCAGAGAAGACAGCCCGAGAACUCUACCUUCUUUGACGACACAGCUACCAGUAGCAUCAGCAGCAGCUGCAGCAGCAAGAACCUCCUUGUACAUGAUGUCUUGGAACUCUCCUGUGAUUUCUCUGCAAACCAUUUCAAGAGGAAGGCUGCUUUGACGAAGCAUAUGGUUAAUUAUCUUCAUUCUUCCCAAGCACCAGUAAACAAAUAGAGAGGAAUAAUGGCGACACAGCCUCACUCCUUUUCUUUAACAGGGCUGUAGCAAGAAGACGAGAACGAUCUGCUUUAAACAAAAGAGGGACGGAGAGUUAUCCCUGUAAAGAUCUGUCCAUGGCUUCAUUUUUUAAUAUUUUUUUUUCCAAUUUAUUUUAUUAUCUUGUUCUUUUGCUCCUAGCCACCUUUUUACCUUUUCUUCUUGUCAACGCAGUAGGAAACAUCCUGAACAAGGAAAGAGGAGACUAAUAAAAUUUGCUUUUUUAUUCUGUUGAGCCCUUUGUUAUGAAAUGAGAGAGGAAUAAAAAGCACCAUUUGUAAGGGGGUUUUCUUCAAUUUUAUGUAUAUAUUCAACUCAUGCUCUGUUCUAA